Molecule: messenger RNA, 186 nt
Organism: Prunus armeniaca (apricot)
Lineage: Eukaryota; Viridiplantae; Streptophyta; Magnoliopsida; Rosales; Rosaceae
Source: the annotation of a GenBank genome assembly
AUGGGAGCAGAUCUUAGACAAAGCUGCAAGCAAUUAUAUCUCCAAAGGCACUUAGAACCCAAGAAAGACAUGCUAUACUCCAAGGGAUACCUCUGGCGCAGGUCUAGACAAGUGUGCUUGAAUCAUGGGAUAAGGUUUUGCAUUUCAAGGAAGCCGUAUUUACAUACAAGUCACAUGAAGACCUGA